UUGGUUUGUUGAUGGUGUCCUAUCAAAGCUCGAUGACUAUACUAUUUCCCAGUCACCCUCACCCAAUGAAGACUUGAGCGUGAGUACUCAAUAUUCUCAACUGAGCUCAGAAGAGAGUGUCAGAAUCACAGAGUCCUCUACUAGUCUGAUUCAGAGCAUUAAGAAGCUCUCUAGCAAUGACUUCCAGACUCAGGCAGAAGAGGCAGUGAGUAAAGUGCUGAUGAGAUCCAGUCAUUCCUUUAUCACACAGAUCAGCCAUACUGGUCUUCAGAAAAGUCUGCAGGCUGGCUUAUCAUCUAGCUCACCAUCAGAGAUCCAUGUUCUUUCAGAAUCCAUGUCCUCUAUGUCCUCUGAGAAUACAGCCUCUGGAUUAGUGGAAACCUUUGUCAACGGAAUGGCGACUAUUUUCCAGAAAAAUGAGUCCACUGACACUGUGCUACUGGAAAGAAGUGGGAGAGGUUCGCAGUGCUCCCACGGGGGCUCCCAACUGGAUGAUACUGAAUUGAGUGUUAAAAUAUCAGAGGAGAAGCUUUGGUCAACAGCUAAGACCAUCUGCGUCAGUAUGAAGAACACACUUAAGGAUUUCUUCACAGGGCUGAAGCCACCCGGAUCCGAAAGGACAGAAAAUGCUUCUUCCAAAGAGACCCUUGGGGAAAUCCUGGUUGCUAUCCAGAGUGAAAUCUCAAACUUAGGGCGAAUGAAGGAUUCCAGGGAGCUCCUUCAGAUCAAUGAUAUGGUAGGAACUAUGCUUAAGGAGGUUGAGAAAAGUGAGGAUGACAGUGAACAAGUCUGCCAAGACAUCCCUAGAACCUGUUCAUCUUUGUCCACUUGUUUAAAUGGUCGUAGUUCCUUGUCCAGCUCUUCAAAGAGUCCUAGGUCAGAGUGUGAGUUAGAGAUCAACCUCCCUGGCACUCCCAUCCCUGACGAAGUGCCUUUCGAUCUGACCUGCCCCAUCGUCAGGAGCUCCUUCAUCGACACCAGGGUCUCUAAAAUGCCAGAUAUUUCUUCAAGUGACCUAAAGACAAAGAUGAUGGCACACACAGAUGAACGAUCCUCCACUCCUUCUUUCACCAGCAAGGGAACCUCUUUGGUACCAAAGGGAGAUGGGAUUGACAUUGAAGAGAAGGAAGAGUGUAUCCCCAGCAGCUCUGGCCAUCUGAGGGAGCUCUUAAUCACCCCGGACAUCAGCAGUGCCACUGCAUUCCCACUGCAGUACUUGAUGGACUCCAGCAAAGAUGAUGUUAUCUGUUUGGUCACCAUACUGGUGAUAAGGUUGCUAUCGGAGAUCAGACCCUCAGCCCUAGAUGAACCCUCCCAACAGGCAGCAGAUCUGACAGAAACAUCUCAGCAACUCAUCAGACAAGUCCUGUCUGAGUUCUGUGCUGCAUCCAGAUUCUCCAGGACAAAGGCAUAUUCCCAGAACCUGAACAUCCAAAGGGUGUUCAGAGGUGUACAUAAAAACCUCAUGGAGGAGUUUGGCUCUUAUAACACCCUGCAAGCAGCUAUUUCCUCCCAGGACCCUGCAUUUGACAGAGUCCUGGUAAAGUCCUUGACCCAGCAGCUGGUACAGGGAUGCAAGGAGGCGUCAAGACCAGCUUCUGCUGCAACAAACCCAUCAGACCAGGCUGAGACAGAGAGGGGGGCUGAGCAGAAAGCAAGAAGGAGCUUCCUUUGCUUUUCAAUGACCAAACUCAGGAUCAACUUCAAGCGUUCCAAGAGAGGAAACAAAAAGGACUGCCAUUCAGUCCAGGAACAGACUGAGAUUCCCUCUACUGAUGGACAUUGCAUAGCUCCAGUUGGAGAGGUUUCUCCCUCCAUAUCUCAGCCUGUCAAAAAACAAUCCUUGAUUGUCAGGGUCUUUUCAGCAAUGAUGAAGCCAUUCAGGCGCUUCACCAAGAAGAACCUGUAACCUCUUAAGCUGCAUGAAGAUCUGCUUUUGUAACAGCAAGACUUUUGAAAAGAGGAAUUUCUGCAUGUCUACCCUUUCAAAGUCUAUUUGAUCAAAUAAAUGCAAAUUAUUUUACAAGAAUUUCAAGUGUUUUGGAAGAUUAGUAAAACUGAAGCAGCUUUUCUCAGAGAAAUGCACUAGUUCUCCCUUGGUUACACAUUUAUUGUGCAGUUUUUGAGUUGGCAGGACUUGGGGCAGCAGGUAGCCUUGUGGUUAGAGCGUUGGGCCAGUAACUGAAAGGUUGCUAGGUCAGAUCCCUGAGCUAACCAUGUAAAAAUAUGACGUUCUGCUCCUGAACAAGGUAGUUAA
Oncorhynchus mykiss (rainbow trout) is the source of this 2257-nucleotide messenger RNA. Lineage: Eukaryota; Metazoa; Chordata; Actinopteri; Salmoniformes; Salmonidae. The record is from RefSeq and is a predicted model, not a curated record.